Yamadazyma jaroonii is the source of this 948-nucleotide messenger RNA. NCBI's taxonomy places the organism in Eukaryota, Fungi, Ascomycota, Pichiomycetes, Serinales, Debaryomycetaceae. The record is from the annotation of a GenBank genome assembly.
AUGUCAGACGUUGAAGAAAUUGCUCAUGCUAUUGCUGGUGCUGGUGGAGGUGCGUUAUCUAUGGUGGUGACUUAUCCUUUGGUAACACUUUCCACCUUAGCUCAAACCACCAAAAAGUCCAAAGAAGCUAAAGAUGGUGAAUCAGAUGUUAAGAUCACUAAUGCCACAAAAGAAGCUUUUAAUAAGAUUAUUCAUGAGAAGGGAGUAUUGGGUUUGUACUCAGGAUUGGAAAGUGCUUUGUAUGGGAUCACUUUAACUAACUUCAUCUACUAUUACUUCUAUGAAUUGACUUCCAAUGUGUUUUUAAGAGCUAAUAGUACAGGUAAAAGGAAAGGUAAAGGACUUAGUACUUUACAGAGUAUAAUGACCGGUGCUAUAGCCGGGGCUGUCACUUGUGUGGGAUCCAAUCCUUUCUGGGUCGCUAAUACUAGAACCAUGACAGCACAAAAGGAAGGUAAAUCCACAAAUACUUUCAGAACUUUAUUGGAAAUUAUUGAAAAUGAUGGGAUUUUAACUUUAUUUGCCGGAGUUUUACCAGCUUUGGUGUUGGUGAUCAAUCCAAUAAUACAAUACACUAUUUUUGAACAAAUUAAGAAUUUGAUUGUAGCUAAAAAUGGUAAGAAAUCAUUCACAGCCGUUAAAGCUUUCUUCAUUGGAGCUUUCGGGAAAUUAAUAGCUACUUCCUUGACUUAUCCGUACAUUACUUUGAAAUCUCGUAUGCAUGUUAGAAAGAAACAAGAAGGUAAACAAUUAUCAAUGAUUGAAGAGAUCAAAAAGAUUAUUCAUGAAGAAGGUAUCGAUGGUUUAUAUGGUGGUUUGAAUGUCAAAUUGAUCCAAUCAAUUUCCACUGCUGCGUUCUUAUUUUACUUCAAAGAGGAAUUAUUGGUGGGUAGUGUUAAAUUAGUGGAAAUUAUGAGAUUAUUGAAAUUUAAGAAAACUGUUGUGUAG